AUGAAGGAGUACUUUGCCUCCAUGCUGGACAACACGGAUCCUCCGGAAGUCUUCAAGCCCAGCGCCGUGGCGCAGAUGCUUACGGACGCGCAACUCAAGGAGUGCGGCUAUGAUAAGUGGGAGGAUGCGCUUCCUGCGGUGUAUGAGCUGGCGUUCGAGAUGAGGACGUUUGGGGACUGUGAGAUCCUCAGGAAGGGCAAGGUUGUUCCUGAGGAUGUUGGUGUGGAGGAGAUUGAUGGGCCGAUUCGGAUUCGGAGGAAGGCGGAUGAUGAUGAUUGGUGA
Molecule: messenger RNA, 282 nt
Organism: Dissoconium aciculare CBS 342.82
Lineage: Eukaryota; Fungi; Ascomycota; Dothideomycetes; Mycosphaerellales; Dissoconiaceae
Exons: 1
Coding region: 1-282 (93 amino acids)
Source: RefSeq, a predicted model, not a curated record